AUGUUUCGCAGACGAUGCAGGAAGUACAGCUUGAUCGGUCUGGCCGCCGUGGGCAUCGGGGCAGCUGGGUUCUGGUACUGGUACAGAAAGGAUGCGGCCGAGACGGCGGGCGGCGCGACCGAGCCCUGCAGCGUGCAGGCGAACGGGCACAGUAGGUCGAAAGGGGACGCGGGCCGGCAUAGCAACGAACAUGAGAAGGCUGAUGCGAUGUGCGCGGUGGUUCAGCGCGUCGCGGACACGACGACCAUGCCUUCCCUGAUGCCACGACUGGAGCAGAGGAUCCUGGAGGCGCUGGACGUCGAGGUGUUCGCCGCGAACCUGCAGCAAGAGCGAGCGAACAUGACGGUUGCUGAUCGACGGGCGGGUCUGCGCACCGUGACGCUGCGGUCCUUCGCCAGAGCUGGCGCAGUGUGCUGGGCGCUGCCUCUGGUGCACUCGCUGGUCAAGGUGCAGCUGGCGAUCGUCGGGAGUCUCAUCGCAGCGGAGAGCCGCGGAUCGGGAGCGGGGCCCUCUCAGGAGAUGCAGCGGAAAUUCCUGUCCCUGUCCGAGCACCUCCUGCACGACGGGGUGGAUGCCAUCGCCGGACAGGCCGUUGAAGCAGUCGAGGCCAUCUUCGCCGAUGGACAAUGCGACCUCGAGCAGAAGCUUGGCGAGGCGCAGAUCGUCAGCGUCCUCGUUCACAUCGUGUCCGGCAUCGAGGCGAAGCUGCGCGAGGGCAACAUGUGGGUGGACUUGCUGCUCCCAGCACAGGGGCUGCGUGACGUCCUGGACGCCCCCGCGGACUCGCAAAACCUUCAAAUGCUGCUCAGCGUCACGAAAGCAGCUCGCCUGAGCGAGAGCGUGGAUUCGUUCCUCACAGCACAGGACAUGGUGCGGUUACGAGGGUGUCUGGGCGCGCUGCUGGAGUGCGCAAGCGAACCCACCUUUCUCCAUGCGGCCCACGGCGCAGCCCUGCAGACCGCUAGGUGCAUCGCGCGGGACGUGUCGAACGCGGCGUUGAAAGCCACCUCGGAGCCUCUGCCGGCGGCAAGGCUCGCACCGCAUGUCUGCCGCUCGGUGAAGGAUCUCCUGAACCAACCUGCGAAAAUCCUCGAACAGCUUUCCGCCGGCGCCCUGAAUGACCUCGCGAUAGCCUCGUUCAAGCGCGCGGCAGAUACGGUUGGUCGCGUGGAACGCUGA
This is a messenger RNA of Pedinophyceae sp. YPF-701, 1179 nucleotides long. NCBI's taxonomy places the organism in Eukaryota, Viridiplantae, Chlorophyta, Pedinophyceae. The record is from the annotation of a GenBank genome assembly.